Messenger RNA from Lipotes vexillifer (Yangtze River dolphin), 759 nucleotides. Its product is annotated as kallikrein-7. Lineage: Eukaryota; Metazoa; Chordata; Mammalia; Artiodactyla; Lipotidae. Gene Ontology annotation, cellular component: secretory granule. Gene Ontology annotation, molecular function: serine-type endopeptidase activity. The transcript has 5 exons. The record is from RefSeq and is a predicted model, not a curated record. Gene Ontology annotation, biological process: positive regulation of antibacterial peptide production; proteolysis. Bases 1 to 759 code for a protein of 252 amino acids.
AUGGCAGGAUUCCUUCUUCCGCCCCUGCUGAUCCCACUACUGUCCUUAGCCCUGGGAUCUGCUGCACUGGAAGACCCGGAUGAGGCCGUGAGGAUUAUUGAUGGAACCCGGUGUCCAAGAGGCGCCCAGCCCUGGCAGGUGGCCCUGCUCAACGGCAAUCAGCUCCACUGCGGAGGCGUGCUGGUCAACGAGUGGUGGGUGCUCUCUGCUGCCCACUGCAUGUUGAGUGAGUACAACGUGCAUAUGGGCAGUGAAUGCCUGAGAAGAGGCCAGAAGAUCAGGGCCACAAUGUCAUUCCGCCACCCCGGCUACUCCACGCAGAGCCAGGUUAAUGACCUCAUGCUGGUGAAGCUAAGGACGCGGGCCAGGCUGUCAUCCAGCGUGAAGAAAGUCAACCUGCCUUCCCGCUGUGAACCCCCUGGGACCACAUGUACCGUCUCUGGCUGGGGCGCCACCAGCAGCCCUAUUGCGACCUUUCCAGAGAAACUCAUGUGCACAAAGGUCGACAUCAUCUCCUCUGGAGACUGCAGGAAGGUUUACAUGAACUUGCUGGGAGAUUCCAUGCUGUGUGCUGGCAUCCCCAACUCCGGCACCAAUGCCUGCAACGGUGACUCAGGGGGACCACUGAUGUGCAAAGGUACUUUGCAAGGCCUGGUGUCCUGGGGAGUUUUCCCUUGCGGCCAACCCAACAACCCAGGUGUCUAUACCCAAGUCUGCAAGUACGUCGAUUGGAUAAACACCAUCAUGAGCACAUAUUGA